This is a messenger RNA of Chrysemys picta bellii (western painted turtle), 1605 nucleotides long. NCBI's taxonomy places the organism in Eukaryota, Metazoa, Chordata, Testudines, Emydidae. The record is from RefSeq and is a predicted model, not a curated record.
GAAAUUCCGCAGCGGGCCCUUGCCCGACAGCUUCUGCAGGCAGAGUGAAGAGCUGCUUAAAGACAAAGAUGUUGGCUGUUUUCUUAUCAGAUUAAGUGACAGAACAAUUGGUUACAUUCUGUCAUAUAGAGGAAAAGAUCGAUGUCGGCAUUUCGUCAUUAAUCACCUACGGAAUGGACAUUAUGUAGUAUCAGGGGAUACCUGUACCCAUGAAAGCCUUGCACAGCUGAUAGGCUAUUACCAGACUUCAGAAAUCGAGCCUUUUGGAGAAAAUCUUACAACAGUUUGUGCUCAGCCAAUUGAGAACAGUUUAUAUGAUGAGAUCGCUUUGGAUCAGCAAACCUCUUCAAAGCAAAGUAAAUCAAACAGUGGAGAAGUCAAUCCCUUGCUGAUAAGGCAAGCGUCUGGCAGCUCACAAACCACUGUGCUAAUGAAGGAAGCCACCUCUCUACCUCCAAAGUCAAAGAAAGAGCACAAGAACUUAUCAGGAGAAAGAAAGAACUUUAACUCCCAGGAUCCAGACAUAGCCCCACCACUGCCGGAUAGGAGCAGCUUGCUUAUGCAGGAGACAUUCAAGCAAGAUUUAAAUGAUCAAGGAAACAUUGUAUAUGCAGAGCUGAACAAACACCAUAUGAAUGGCAGAGGCCUUAGUUUGGAGACCCACUCUGCUACUGACAAAAUCCUCAUUGAGAAAUCAGGCUGUUUAUCACAAGGUGACACCCAGCAAAAACCAGGAGAACCAGACCAAGCAAACUACUCUCCUAGCAAAAAAAUCAGCUCGGUGUAUGCUUUGGCUAAGCAAGCCGAACGUUUUUAUGACAAAAAAAUUGAUCUUAUAAAACCAUCGCCUACAGAAACUGUUUAUUCUGAAGUUAAGCUCGAGCAAGGCAAAAGCAAUUCCUCACUUCCUUGGGGUCAAAGGGUCCAUUCCCUAUCCCUUUGUCCAUCAACUUCUGCAGACACAAAGAAGUUGACAUUAAGUACUCCUGCUACAACACCCCCUAAGUUGUCUCCGAAGUUACCCAUUAAAGGUAGGACCUCUGUGGAGUCCCAAGAUUCAAAACAGCUAUUUGCAACCUAUGCAACCUCCCUCCAAAGCAAUGAAGAGCUUAGAAAACCAAACAACAAGAUCCUUUAUGAUUCAUCGACACAUAGCACAUAUGGGCAGAUUGAGAAAGUGAAAGCUUGUAAGCCUUUUGCUUCUGGCUCUGAUAAUGGAAACAAUACUUAUGAACAGAUUCCUGUCGGACGGCCAAUGUCAUCUACCCAUGAUCAAGCUUCUGAGUCUUCUCUAGUACAACCCAAUGAUACUUAUGAUGAGGUGUCUUUGAACACAAGAUCCUCCAGAACAGAGAACUGUACUGAAAAUACAUAUGAAAAGAUCCCUGAAAAUUUCCAGAAAGGCUCAUCUGCAAAGCAAAUUCCUGCUCCUGAUAACACGUAUGAGCAAAUUCCUCUAGACCUUGUGAAGGGAGCAGAAGCAAAACCAAACCAGAAGAUGGACAAGCGAAGAAGAUUUUUUUUUGCUGACAAGAAGAAUAAAUCAUGAAGGAGAGUUUUAAAUUUGUUCCAUUUAGCCUAGACUAAAGAUCAUAGAAAAACAUG